Molecule: messenger RNA, 3024 nt
Organism: Punica granatum (pomegranate)
Lineage: Eukaryota; Viridiplantae; Streptophyta; Magnoliopsida; Myrtales; Lythraceae
Source: RefSeq, a predicted model, not a curated record
GAUACUCGAGCUCUAGAUAUUCGCAGGAUAUCGAUGAUGAUACAUAUCAGAUCUAUAUCUCUAGAUAUAUAUCCUUAUAUAUAAACCAAAGCAAAGGUCUUUGCUCUGUUUCUUUCUUCCAAACCAUUCAUCGAAUCAUACUCAUUCAAGCAAAGUUUAAGCCUCCAAGACAUGGACGGGACGACUGGCUGCGGAGAGAUUGGCGUCGUUGCUAUGUCGCCUGAAGAUGCUCUUGCAGCUUGGUUCAGGAAGAGGUUUCCCAACCAAGACAAACCGGCCACGAUUGGCACGAAGUCCUCAGGCAAUAAUCAGCAUCUAAAGGCUAAGGAGUUGGAGGAGAAGAUCACUGUGAAUCCCGGGGCCGGUGCUGUCAGGCCCUCUCGAGGCACUACCAGCAGUGCUACUGCCUGCCCAAAGUCCAAGAACCACAUGAAACAAAGCAUAUUUUUCAUUGGAUUCCCGCAGAAAGAGGCAGGGGAUGAUAGUCGGGCAAUCGGGUUUGGGGAUUUGGUCAAGAGCUGUGCGUCGUGCAAGAAGGAGUUCGAGUCGGAAAAGGACGUCUACAUGUAUCGCGCGAGCGCAUUCUGUUCACUCGAGUGCAGAGAUAAAAGGAUUGCAUCGGAUGGGUACACCAGAAAGCAAGUCGGCCUCAAGAAUAAUGUCGGUGGUACUACUCCCAAGCCAUUGGGAAAGAAUCCGAGCAUUCGACCUGCGCAUGCAUAGACGGACACGUAGAGAUCUGCUUAAUUCCAGGAAAGUUUUCGAUCCUUAUUUUCUUUUUAUGUUAUAUAUAUAUAUAUUAGUCUGCCAUAAGUGAAAUUUAUCCAAAAAAAAGUAAAAAAAAAUAAAAAAAAAAAAAAAAAAAGAGUAAAAAGAUUAGGUAGUUUUAGGGCUUCUUGAAAUUUGUUUGCUUUUGAUGAUUUUACUGCUUGAUUUUCUUUUAUAGUUGUUUUAUUAGGUCAACGAGUCUAAUAUCUACUGCGAUGGGUGAACGUUAUAUUAGGUAUUGAUGCUGGUUGAGAUUUGCUUCUUUCGAUUUACUUUGCCGCUUGAAAUUUGUUAGGAUGCUACCUUAGUUAGGAUAGGAUAGGAUAGGAUUCAUUGAUAUUUUUGCUCUUUUAAAUGGUUGCCUUAUUUUUGUCGAGUUGAUCUGACUUGCUAAUGGCAUAUAAUUCCAUGUUCGAUGAUUGAAUCAAUUGUCCUGGUUCUCGUGUGAUAUCGAUAUAACAAAUUCAUGAAUCGAGUAAAGAUAAGAUUUUCUUGCCAUGCAUCCCCCCCCCUAGGUAGGUCAGGGAUCCCCAAGCACUAUGUUUAAUCUCCAGUCAUUAUUUGCAUGUUAGUUAAGAGAAAGUUUAUGUUUUUUUUAUUGGAUUUACAAGGUCGUAUCAUUUAAAGUUUGCUUUUAUUUUCUCUCGAAGCAAAAAUGCAGACAACAUAUUUCUUUAGAGAUGAUUAAGGCAAUGAUUAAGUAAUGGGGCAUCAUUCAGAAAGUGGAAAGAAAAGCAUUUAUAACGGGCAUAAGUAGCUAGGCAUGUUCGUCGGAUGAUCGAUGGUUGAGUGGCUUAAUUUAAAAUUUCCAUAUUUCUCCUAGGCCAAAAGCAUAUCCAAAAGAAAUAAAAGGAGUUAUGUGUCGUGAUAUCAAAAGAAUAUGUAUAAGUUUGCUUUUUCCUGAGGCAUCUAAAGACAAAACCAAAGCCUAGUGCUUCAUGUAGUGCCUAGAUCUCGUCUCCUAUGUGGGAGAGAUACAAAGACCUUCCGAUUCAAAAACCCUCAUUUCAAAGAGAAGUCCUUAUGAUCUAAAUUUUGAUUUUUUUGCCUGCAUUCGCCGAGAGAGGAAAGACAAAGCAAAUAUCUUAUUAUCACGAGCUAAGUAAUGAUGCAUUAAUUACAUGGACUCAUCGAGACUGCAUACAUUUGACUGGUUCGGAGAUUAAAUGCACACACACUGCACGGGAUCCCUUUCCGUAUACAUUAUUUGGAUGUGCAAGUGAACUGAAUUUUGAACUCGAUGAUGAUUGGAUCAAUUUAAUCACGAGAUCACAAUACAUAUAACUCUUUGAGAACAUGUGUCCUUCUUGCUAUAUCGGAUCAAUGCGACUCAAUUAGCUUACACUUUUUUCAUCCUAAAAAGAAAUUGGCCAAAAUUCUGAGUUUUGGGGUAUAUGAUAGGGAUGGGAAUCAAUGUUAUCUUUUAAAUAUGCUUAUAAUAUAAUAUUAUCUGAUCAAUAUUUCUUCGACAUAUUAUGAUACCGGGAAAUGAAGAUAAUGCAAGAAAAUGCAGGUAUUUUCGAAUCCCUCAUUCAUUUCUCCCUCAAAUUAUAAUUUAUCCCUCAAAUUAUAAUUUAAUUCUCAUUUAAGUAUCGGAGAGGGAAAUCGAGAUUCCCUCUCGAUCUCCCCUUUUUGCAGGUCGUUCGGGAUUCGUUUGUGGACGACUCUCGCCAUGCUUAUCUUAUGGAAGACAAGUUCUCAUUGAAUAAAGAGUUCAAAGUUUCAAAUGGCCAGCAAACCGUACUUCAUAUAAGGGAGGUGCAUUCGGAAUGCUCUGUAUUCCUGCAGAUCUCAUCAUUUCGGCUGGAAUAUUGCUGAAAGAAUCCCGUGAACGCAAACUCUGUUUAUCGGCAUGUAAGCAUAAUCUCCUUCUCAACUUUACUAGUUAGAUCGUACAAGGGAAUAAGGAGAUUGUAAUCACCAUGUCAACUGCAAUAUUUUUUACUGUCUAUACGAACUCCCACUGAUGGAUGUAUAUUAACUGAUUUUGUCAAUGUAACUUUAAUCUGGAAUAAAUCAAUAUCAAUCGAGCGAUUAGUACGUCGUCUUCUCGGAAAGACAUGGUCAAUUAAAGAUAGAGAAUGAGGUACUGAUAAGUCAGAACAGAAGUGGAAUGAGAUCUAUAUGCAAACCUUAUCCAACAUGCGGUUUUCCAGGAAGCCUUUUGAGAACUGGAAAGACCAUAGAACUUCUUCACGUGAGCCAUUUUGAUCUGACCAAGCAAAAGCCUCUCCGAUUUCAUGUCCCCAUGCAAAA